AUGGAGUCCAGUUCCAGCAGCGUACCAGGCCUUGCGCCAGCAAACUCUGUUGCGGAGCGAACACAGAAGCUGCUCAAGGAGAUGGAAACUCGAUACAAAGAUACUGGGUCGCGUGCGAACGUGGUUAUCAUUCUGGGGCGAAGCGGUAGUGGAAAGUCUUCUGCUUCAGAGGAUCUCUCUGGCUCAGAUGGUCACUCGCAACAGUCGAUCGACUCUAUCACUCAAAGGGUUCAGAUUGUCAAGGCGGUAAUUGAUAAGAAGGACUUCUUCGUCAUGGACACGCCGGGCUUUGAUCCUGGGAGCGAGCAGAAGGUCUUCCUCGAGAUCGUUCGUGGUAUCCGUACUAUCGGCCCGUUCGCCCAGAUUAUCGGCCUGCUGUACCUGACAUGCAUCAACCAACCGCGCUUUGAUCAAUUCGACCGAAAGUUGGUCCGCUUCAUCCGUGCCUUUUGCGGAGACGAGUAUCUUCCUCGCAUUACUUUUGUUACCACUUUCUGGACCGCAGCAGGCCCAAGGCAGCAAACUACGUUCAACCAACAGCUGGAGUUUCUUCGCCGCAAUUGGCAGAAAGCAUUCGAUGGUCAAGAACCAAUCUUGUACCAACAUGGACGAGAGUACAAUCUUGAUGGGCAGGAUACAGGACGCUUUGUCGACUGGUUUGAGAACCGCGUCCAAAUCGCCCAGUACGGCAAAGAGAUGAUCGUUCGCCGCUAUGGGGAAAGAGGCACUCCAGAAACUUGCACCGCCUCUCCAAGAAUUGUUCAUGAGCUGAACGCCAAUACUCCCAUCCAUGAUACGCAGGCUGGAAGGCUGCUCGGAAUGCCUUCGGCCUCGGCGUCAUCGUCCGUCCCGAGUCCAGGUUCUGAAGAAGAGUCAACAAGACGGACUUCCUCAGCUUCCCACAGCUCGGAUCGGCCAUCUACUGACGAAGGACGACGACCGUCGGGACCUCAACUCAGUACAGGUAGCGAUCCUCGAACGGAAUCACAGCAGCACCAAGGCUCUUCAGUGGACUGGUCCCAAGUAGCUGCAGACGUGAUUGGGUGGAUUUCACGCAAUGUGGAAUUUAAUGUCCAUUCGGGUGGCGGUCGAAGGCAUGAACAUCCCUUGAACGGUGCAACGGCAUACAACGGCCCGCUAGAUAUGAAUUCUCCUGUUGACUUCUUGAAGAUGAUGGGUGAGGAUUCGAGUUGGGAGGCCAGGUGGGACUAUGGUGUCAAACAUGGUAUCAAAGGCGUCCCUGGGUCCUUAGAAUGGGGCGAGGCAAUGCUCGAGCACCUCCGGCGGAAUUACGGGUAA
Cladophialophora psammophila CBS 110553 is the source of this 1299-nucleotide messenger RNA. RefSeq lists its product as uncharacterized. The transcript is spliced from 4 exons. Bases 1 to 1299 code for a protein of 432 amino acids. The record is from RefSeq and is a predicted model, not a curated record. Gene Ontology annotation, molecular function: GTP binding. Lineage: Eukaryota; Fungi; Ascomycota; Eurotiomycetes; Chaetothyriales; Herpotrichiellaceae.